Messenger RNA from Aspergillus wentii DTO 134E9, 654 nucleotides. RefSeq names its product GILT family protein. The annotation marks the transcript as partial. Lineage: Eukaryota; Fungi; Ascomycota; Eurotiomycetes; Eurotiales; Aspergillaceae. Gene Ontology annotation, molecular function: oxidoreductase activity, acting on a sulfur group of donors, disulfide as acceptor. The record is from RefSeq and is a predicted model, not a curated record. The transcript is spliced from 2 exons.
CCCCAUGGGGCAUCGGCGAACAGAGUCCCUUUCGAGGCUCACGUCAUGAGCAAAUGCCCAGAUGCUCGGGAUUGCUUGCAGCAGCUGGUUAUACCUGCUAUGGAACAAAUCAGCGAUAAGGUCGAUUUCGAGCUGUCGUUCAUUGCAAAUGUAUCCAACUCGACCUCCGACGUAGAAUGCAUGCAUGGCCCUGGUGAGUGUAUCGGGGACAUGCUUAUUCUCUGUGCCGCGAAUCUGCCUUUCCCAUCUGACGGCUCGAACACCUACCCCCGUACCCCCGUCAUUCGAUCUCUCGGCUAUGCCAACUGUCUCAUCGGAGAUUAUCCUGAUAUCCCGGAUAGGAAGCUAGUUGAGCAGUGCGCUUUGGAGCAUGGUAUCGAAUUCGAUGCUCUGAACAAGUGUGCCAGCGAACAGAAUGAUGAGAUCCGCGGUGGUGAUGAAAAGUCUCCUCUCAGUGGACUUGGUCUUCUUCGGGAGAGUGCAAGCCACAGCGCCGAGCUUGGUAUCUCGACGAGCUGUACGGUUCGCUUGGACGAAUCUGUUUGGUGCGUUCGGGAUGGAGGAGCAUGGAAAGAUUGCGCCAAAGACGGGAAAGGCAGUGAUGUCUCAGUGCUCGUUGAUGAGAUAAAGCGACUCUAUGGGGAGAGGAACUAG